AUGGCUGCGGGCCCUUCAGCACCGGGUUCGAAGCCUGUACCAGCGGCGAAGGACUCGAACUGCCUUGCAGGGCUAUCGUUCGUGUUCACGGGCGAGCUGAGUGCGUUCUCCCGUGAGGAAGCUACUGACCUUGCGAAGCGGUUUGGCGGGCGCGUUGUCAGCCAGCCGUCGUCCCGAACCGACUAUGUCGUCCUCGGCGCCGACGCGGGGCCGUCCAAACUUGCAGCGAUCAAAAAGAACAACUUGAAGACUCUUGACGAGGAUGGGUUUCUCAAUCUCAUCGCGACUCGUGUCCCAGAUUAUACUGACGACAAGCUGAAGAAGAAGAUCGAGAAGGAGCAGGAUGCGAUUCGUGCGGCCGCGAACGAGCUGGAGCGCCGCGAGAAAGAGAUAGAAAAGAAAGUGAAGGGCAAGGAGAAGGGCAAGGACCAGAUCAGUAAUACUGUUCCUCUGGGUAGUCAGCUGUGGGUAGACCGCUAUUCGCCACACACGCUCAAAGAGGUUUGCGGCAACAAGGGGCAGAUUGAGAAGCUGCAGCAGUGGCUGAAUGACUGGCCGUCGAGUCUCAAGUCCGGAUUCAAGAAGCCGGGAAAGAACGCGAUGAACACGUCGCGCGCGGUACUCAUCACGGGCCCGCCAGGUAUCGGCAAAACGACUGCGGCGCACCUGUGCGCGAAGUUGGCAGGAUUCACACCCAUUGAGCUGAACGCGAGUGACGCGCGGAGCAAAAGGCUCGUGGAGAACAGCACGAAUGUCUCGAAUACGAGCUUGGACGGGUGGAUGCACGGGACUGAGGCGACGAAUGCAGCUGGCGUGAAGAUCACGGACAAGAGCUGUCUGAUCAUGGACGAGGUCGACGGCAUGUCGGCAGGCGAUCGCGGGGGUGUCGUUGCGCUCGUUGCGCUGAUACGAAAGACCAAGAUUCCUAUCAUCUGUAUUGCCAACGACAGGGGUGCGCAAAAACUUAAGCCGCUCAUCGCAAAUGCGUUCAACCUGCCAUUCAGGAGGCCCGAGGCGGCGGCGAUUCGGUCGAGGCUGCUCACAAUUGCAUUCAAGGAGAAGAUGAAAGUCCCAGCGAAUGUGAUUGACCAGCUCGUGAUGGGUGCGCAGUCCGAUAUCCGGCAGGUGCUUAACAUGCUGUCGACUUGGAAGCUUUCGAACAACGCUAUAGAUUUCGAUCAAGGAAAGGACCUAUCGAAGAUGAACGAGAAAUAUACGGUGCUGACGCCGUUCGAUGUCACGUACAAGAUGCUGGGCCCGUACAUGUUUAGCGCGACAGCGCGCGAGACGCUGGGAGAUAAGAUGGAGCUCUACUUUCACGACCCGUCAUUUGUGCCGCUGUUCAUGCAGGAAAACUACCUGAAGACGCAGCCAUCGCGGAUCAAGAACGACGCGGGACCCGAGAAGACGCUUAAACACCUUGAACUCAUGGACAAGGCGGCAUCGUCACUCUCCGACGGAGACCUGGUCGAUGCGCUGAUCCAUGGUCCAGAGCAGCACUGGUCACUGAUGCCGCUACACGCAGUAUGCUCUACAAUACGACCUGCAUCUUUCUUGUACGGCUCAGGUGGUGGGUAUGGAGGACAGAACCCAAUGAGCUUCCCUGCAUGGCUGGGACAGAACUCGAAGCAGAGCAAGCUGAACAGGGAGCUUAUGGACAUGCAGGCGCGGAUGCGGCUGAAAGUCUCGUCGGACAGGCACGAGCUCCGACAGUCAUACAUACCUGCACUGUUCCCGUAUGUCGUCAAGCCACUGAUGGACGAGGGUGUGAGUGCGGUGGGCACGGUGAUUACGCGGAUGGACGACUACUUCCUGAACAGAGAUGACUGGGACACGCUUGUCGAGCUCGGAUUGGAUGAAUACAAGGACGAGGUGGUGCUGAAGAAGAUCACGCCGGCGACGAAGACAGGGCUGACGCGGAAGUACAAUGCCGCAGAUCACCCGAUUGCGUUCCACAAGGCAACGGACCUGGGCAAAGUGCCAAAGAAGCUCGCGGCGCAAGGUCCUGCGCCAGAUCUGGAAGAGGCGCCAUGA
Molecule: messenger RNA, 2034 nt
Organism: Phanerochaete carnosa HHB-10118-sp
Lineage: Eukaryota; Fungi; Basidiomycota; Agaricomycetes; Polyporales; Phanerochaetaceae
Exons: 13
Coding region: 1-2034 (677 amino acids)
Biological process (GO): DNA replication; DNA repair
Cellular component (GO): DNA replication factor C complex; nucleus
Molecular function (GO): DNA binding; ATP binding; DNA clamp loader activity
Source: RefSeq, a predicted model, not a curated record